Pleurotus ostreatus (oyster mushroom) is the source of this 468-nucleotide messenger RNA. RefSeq lists its product as uncharacterized. NCBI's taxonomy places the organism in Eukaryota, Fungi, Basidiomycota, Agaricomycetes, Agaricales, Pleurotaceae. Bases 1 to 468 code for a protein of 155 amino acids. The transcript has a single exon. The record is from RefSeq and is a predicted model, not a curated record.
AUGCAGCAGACAAUGACCUCCUGCAUCCCCCUACGCUACAACAUCCUCUGGACUUCAGACCAGCUACGCGUCGUCGCAGACGCUUUCUUCGCAGAUCUCAAAGUUUCCCCGUCCAAGGUCGUCUUGCGCCACUUUUCCACGACAGAAGUCGUUGUGUUUGACCACUCGCCUCGUUCCUCAUACAAUUCCACGCUCUUCGGGCUGAAUGCUGUCAGAUCAUACUUGGAUCUAUUGGCAACACACUGGACAUGUCAUGAUCUGCGUAAGCAUCGGAUGGAUGUUUCCUUGGAUGCAAGGAGGGUGGUGGCGACGGCGAGCGUUAUAUGGAAGUGGAAGAAGUCGGGCAAAAGCUGGCAGGAGGACUUUACAUGCACCCUCGACUACGACGAGGCCAUGAAGAUUAAGAGCUUCGUGAUAAAGACAGAUUCAGCCCCGGAGACCUGUGUUAUGCGCGCCGUUGACCCAUAG